Toxotes jaculatrix (banded archerfish) is the source of this 5615-nucleotide messenger RNA. It is a transcript of the gene srek1, whose product is annotated as splicing regulatory glutamine/lysine-rich protein 1. Gene Ontology annotation, molecular function: RNA binding. Lineage: Eukaryota; Metazoa; Chordata; Actinopteri; Toxotidae. The transcript is spliced from 11 exons. The coding region runs from base 1969 to 3120 and encodes 383 amino acids. The record is from RefSeq and is a predicted model, not a curated record. Gene Ontology annotation, cellular component: nucleoplasm.
UUUACCCGCCCGACAAUGCCCCUCUGUCUUUCUCGUCCAAAGUGUGCUAUAUAAAGUACCGAGACUCUUCCAGUGUUGGUGUGGCGCAACAUCUCACCAACACUGUUUUUAUUGACAGAGCUUUGAUAGUAGUGCCAUGUGCGGAAGGUGAGUGCAGCCCGUUUCGUUCAAAGACAUUAAAAAAAAUGUCUUGAGUUGUCUCGGUGGACUUUGCUAUGGCCUCUUCCUCCCCCUGAAUUCAGACGUUUGGUGUUUUGGUUGAAUUCCUCUUUUCUUUUUUUAAAAAUUCAGAUGGAAAUUGGCAUGUUGUGCAAACGGCUAGCCCUGUAUUAGACGCAGGUGACCGGUUGUAUCACCCCCACUAAAUCCGUAGAUAGCUGAUGUGUUAAAGCUCCCAGCCAAGGUUUGUGACCGGUGUCCCAAGGUGGUUUCUGCAGAAAACAUUAGAGCCAUGUUGAAUGUUUCUGAAGCUGCAAGACACUGCAUGAUUUAACCUCACUGUAAAGACUGGAUUCUCUGGAACAAGUAGCUUGUGCUUUUUUUAUUAAAUCAUUAAAAAAAAAAUAAAUGCCAUAAAUGUUACUUGUUUUAUGGGAAUUUAAAAAAAAAGUCCAUGGCAACUCAGCUAACGUAAUCCCCUUUCUCUCUCUUUCUUUUUUUUAUUUUUUUUUGGUGCUCCUUUUUUUUAAAUUUCCCUUACCCCCACCCUCCCCACCCCUCCACCCCCUUUUUUUUCUGGUGCCACUGUUGUUCCCAUGUGUACAGUCAAAAAUGAUAUCACCUCUAACUUGAUGCUUUUUGUCCACGUGACUUGGUGCUGGAUGGCUACUGAGUUUAUUAAUUUGGUUUUGUAUGUUUUUUCUGUGUGAUUAUGUGUGCAUAUCAGAUGACUAGACUGGCCCAGCUGUUACACUACACUAGCCUGAGUCAGGCAUUGUUUUCCAAGCCACUAUCCCCGAUCGGGCCAACGCAGCCUUCAAGGGGGAAUGUGACCAGGAGAAUAGCCCGCUGAACCUUCCAAGAUGGACACCUUGUCUCUUUUUAUUUAUUUUUCUUUUCUUUUGGUUUGUUUCCUUUCAUACUUUCCCAUGUUGUCCACUCUCUACUGUCUCUAUCCAGAAACUACAGUAUUGCUUAUCUCUAGCGUUGUGUUUAUAUUUGUUAUUUUGGUUUGUUGUUUUGAUUAUUGUCCAACCCCCACCCCCCUCUCUCUUUCUGCUACAGCUGCAGCUUGUGUGUGAUUGAAUUCUGUCCAGGUUGCUACGGCAUACCGGUGGGAUGUGUAUCACACAUGGGGUCCUAGGAGGAUCACUAACCCUUUACUCUCUUGUCUCCUACUUCUGUUGAUGUAGUGAGGGGUUAGACGUUAUAAAAGUGAGACGCAGUGAUUAAAACUUUACCUCAUUUGAAGCCAGAAUCUUUUAAAUUCUAUGUGCACUUUAGUUUCAGUUGAGUUUCCUCUCACUUUACUACACUACAGCUCUGAUGUGGAUGUUUAGUAUUUAAUAAUAACACAGGAAUGAUUCAUGUAACAUCAUUUUCUCUUUGAACUUGGAAAUUCGUGACACAUGCAUUGAUGUUUUGCGGCGUUUUGAAAUAUUUCUUAGCACUAGAAGUGUUAGGAAUCAGUGUCGUAUUACAAAUAUGGUCAUUCAUGCUCAGUGCCUCCAGCUACAAUGAUCUGAAUUUGUAGUAAUUUUGUCUCCUGUUAGUCUUACCUUAGCUCUCUUCUCCAGCAGAUUUUUAUCCAGAAUCGAAUGAGCAAAAUUCCUAAAUUGGUUGUUUUGUUUUUUUUUAUAGCUAAGUCUUGGCUAACAUUUCCUACAGUUCUUAAAAUUGUUGUUCUUUUCUGUAUCUGAUGUUCUGUGUGCUAUUAGUGAUGCAGCCAUUGGGGUUGUCUUGUGUUGCACACCUUUCCAACACUGCGAAACGAUCGCCCCACGGAAAAGCGCCCAUGCUUGAUAUCGUAUGGUUCAUGACCAAUAUGUUUCCAGUACAGGGAAAAUCCCAGAGGAGGCCAAGGCCUUGUCACUUUUGGCACCUGCCACUCCACUACCCAGUCUGAUUCCUGGCGGAGGACUGCUACCAAUUCCUGCUCCAUCUCCACUUCAGAAUCUGAACCUUCCGUUAGUGAACCGGGUCUCAGCCGGUCUCGACCCCACGGCAUCAGUGCUCUCCCAGCCCCCGCUCAUGGGAAACGUGGAUCCGUCAAAAAUCGAUGAAAUCAGGAGGACCGUCUACGUCGGCAACUUAAACUCACAGACCACCACUGCAGAGCAGCUGCUGGAGUUCUUCAAGCAGGUGGGAGACGUGAAGUUCGUGCGGAUGGCUGGAGACGAGACGCAGCCGACACGCUUCGCCUUUGUGGAGUUCGUUGAGCAGGAGUCUGUUGCCAGAGCCCUGACCUUCAAUGGAGUCAUGUUUGGGGACAGACCUUUAAAGGUUAAUCAUUCCAAUAAUGCCAUAGUAAAACCCCCGGAGCUGACGCCACAAGCUGCUGCUAAGGAGCUAGAAAGUGUGAUGAAGAGGGUGAGGGAGGCCCAGUCCACCAUUGCUGCUGCCAUAGAACCAGAGACAAAGAGGCGAUCCUCCAGUCGGUCUAGACGGUCACGCCGAUCACGCUCGCGGUCACGAUCCCAUUCACACUCAAGAACGCGAAGGAAAAGGUCCCGGUCGAGACACAGACCCUCACAGAAGUUGUGGCCCAGGAGCAACUCCCACGGUUCCCGAACCAGCCACAGGAGGCGGUCCCGCUCCAGAGACAGGAGACACAGUCGGAGUCGCUCGAGGGGCCACAAGAGGAGGAGUAAGGAUCGAUCCAAGAGCCCUCGGAGGAAAGCCAAAUCACCCACUCCGAAAAGGGGUAAGAAAGACAAGAGGAGGGAGCGCAGCAGGGACCGAAAGGAGCGCUCCACAUCCAGGAAGAGGAGCCGCAAAGACGAGGACAGGAUAAAGAGCAAGGCCAAGCCAGUGAAGGUGGAAAGGGGCUACGACAGGGAGGAAAAGGAAGUCUACGAAAGUGACAGGGAAGACUCAGCCACGCCCAGCGAGGACAUGACGCCAUCGCCCUGCGUCCAGCACAACGGCAGCUACAAGACUCACAACGAGGAGGCCAAGUGACUGUUACAGCGUCAUGGUAACGAAUCCCGCUCUGUCGGAUGGUCUCAUCAGCAUCCAUCCCGUGUGUAUACAUACAUGAACACUGGAUAACCACUUACAGCAGUGUGGGGUUUUUUUCCCCAUCAUCAUCAUCAUCAUCAUCACUUCCUGUUGUACAUGUUUUUUUUAUUUCCUUUUGAUAAAAUGCGUUCUUGGUAACACACGGAUCCUGUAGCUCGGCUCCUUUUCAGUGUCCCACCUAAAGGGCAAGUGAGCGCUCAGUAUAGCAGAGACAGCCCCAGAGACAGCAGGUCAGUUGAAGACACUGGGGACUUUUCAUGUAACACAGCAAUACAACACAGAAUCCCACAGGCUCAGAAACCACUGCACAGUGGAGCCGGCACCUCGGCAGAAACUGUAAUCGUCCGAAAGUCAGAAGAAGGCAGAUGAACUGGUUUGCAUGAUACUGUCCAUAUUCUACUGUGUCCUCCACCAGUUCAUGUUCCCUGCAGGAAGAAUUCAAGCCCGUGAAUUGUUUCCAUGUAGAUGCUAAAGCUCCAGGCGCCUGGAUCAUUAUUUUAAACAAAAGAAAAGUAAUGGAGGAAGCAAGCAGAAGGUUCCAGAGGAAGAAGGGAGUCAAAGAACUGGGUUUUAGCUUCCGAUUUGUCCAUGUGAUGGAUAUUUUAACAAGACCAACAUGUUUCUCUCCAUUCCUCCAGCGACAGUUUGACCGUACGCUUCAAUAAUCCAAAAAGCAUUUUAAGCCUCUAAGAUUGUAAUUAUUUGUCAUAUUGUAGUAUUCGUGACAUUUUCUUAAAAAAAAAGUUUUUGUCCUUAUAUUGCAAAUAGCAAUAUGCUGCAAGCAUCUGCACCGACGGUAAAAUGUUUGUGUCUUAAACGAUGUCGUAUUUAUUUGAAAUCAGAGCUGCAGCGCUGUUCAGCAGUAGAGACAUUUGUGGAAAAAUAGGUUUCCAAAAUGAGUCAGAGGUAUCGGACAUUUCCUUUCAUUUGAAAGGAAAUGUCCUACUUCCUGUCUUUGGCCAGGAAGUCGGACAUUUCCUUUCAACUGUCACUUAUUUCAUGAGGUGCAAAAUAAAUUUCCCUCUCGCCGCCUGAGUUCUUUUCGGGUGUGAGUGUUCUCAUUCUGCCGCUGUGGCCUUGGUGCGGUCGUGACAGCAACUUCCCAUAUUCUGUUUGCUUAUUUACGGAGUGAGACCGAGUGUUACAUGUUUGGCGCACGUUUCUUCAUCAGAGAACCUAAGAAGUGUGAAGAACAUGAGGAUCUGUCUGUAAAGCCUCAGUGCUGAAAUGCUAAUUUGCUCUUUGGGUGGUGAUGAAGGUAAAUGUAAACUACAAGCAAAAUGUACGGUGUUGAUUUUAUGACUUGAAGUGCUGUAAUAAUGGGAAUGCAGAGUGUACUCUUGUGAGCCUGUCUCUAAAAUGUUAUCGUAAAAAUGUUUCAUUUGGUCAACGUGAAUGCAUUGCUUUAUUUCCUGUUUUUAUUUUAUUGGUGUACAUGUACUUGCUUUUUUAUAUAUAUACAUAUAUAUACGUAUAUUUUCUGAUUAACUAGUUGUUGCUACAAGAUGCCGCAAUGCAUCAUGUUCCUUUUUCCUGUUUUUGUUGUGAUGCUGUGAGAGAAAACUAAUUUCAGGCCUAUACUGUAAAGCGGUGGUGGUGGUGUGCAGAAAGUCUGCUGGCUCAUAUUUCUGGAGAAAGUUAGAUGCUUACAAAGUUCACAGUGACAGUCAACGCGGGGCUGAACGAGGUAUGUCGCAGCUCAACAUACCGCCUGCAAGCACAGAAGGGUCAAAAAGUGCCUACACGUAGAUUGUACAGAAUAUUCUAAUAAAAUAUGGAGACUUAUUGACAGAUGCAACCAGAGUUUAUAGCUACGGAUGUUGAAUUGCUGAAAGGGAGAUGUUCUAUCAAAGUAUUGUCAGCUGUCUUUAGUAAUUAAUAACAGAAUAGGCUGAACCUUCACGGGACGUUUGUGGAUUUGUUUUAACAUUUAUUUCUGUUUUUGUUUUUUUUUGUUUUUUUUGGUGUCGAGUAAUGUGUCAAAAAGUCUGAUUUGUAAACUGGCCCCAGACUGAGAUUAGUUUCAAUGAAAGCUUGUUAUAGUUUAAAAGUUUUACUUUUAAAAGGCAGCUCUAAAACUGCCUUCGCCAAAUUCCACUUCUUUACUGCUUUUACAAAUCUGAUUUUACUGUUUGUUUGUUUUUUGUUUUUUUGUUCAAACAAGGCUUCGGUUUGAAGUGGUGAACUUGUGAUAAAGUUUAGUAAAACACAUUUCCAACACAACUGACAGUAUGUGAAGAAUUUUAUUUUUUAUAUGUGUGUAUCCACUACAUAAACUGAAGAAACAUGGUUCAUGAUGUUCUCCUGGGGGACUGGGGCACUUGGUGUAAAGAUUUGGUAACACUGUUGUUGAAGAGCUUGGAUGUAUGGAUCUGAUCCUGAACAAUUUGUCUGAUCUGUUUCCAAAAACACUCAAUAAAGAGACUUUUCAUUCA